CUUCGCUUCUUGCUCAAGUUAGGAGCGUGUCCUGCUGCUCAGUGCUGGGCGUGGAUUUCUGACGUAGAGGAUAUGCUGUCAUUCAGUGAUGUGGCCAUUUAUUUCUCUGCAGAGGAGUGGGCAUGCCUGGGCCCUGCUCAGUGGAAUUUGUACAGGGAUGUGAUGUUGGAGAAUUACAACAACCUUGUGUUCCUGGGUCUUGCUUCCUCUAAGCCAUCCCUGGUCACAUUUCUGGAGCAAAGACAAGAGUCUUCAGAUGUGACUAGACAAGCAGCUGCCACCCUGCCCCCAGGAAAAAAAUGCUGUACAUCCAAAGAAUGUGGCAAAGCCUUUGAUUGCAAAGAAAAUGUUAAUAACCACCAGAGAAUUCAUUUAAGAGUGAAGCCCUGCAAGCUUGAAGACCCUGACAAGUCCUUUCAUUGUCCAUCAGUACUCUCUGAACACAAGAGAAUUCAUACGGGAGAGAAACCCUACAAAUAUCAAGUAUGUGGCAAGACCUUCCAUUUUUCAACAUUACAUUCUGUACACAAGAGUCUUCAUACGGGAGAGAAACCCUACAGAUGUGAAGUAUGUGGCAGAGCCUUCUCUUUGCCAUCAUUACUUUCAGGACACAAGAGACUUCAUACAGGACAGAAAUACUACAAGUGUGAAGUAUGUGGCAAAGUCUUCCAUUUACCAUCAUUACUUUCAGAACACAACAGAAUUCAUACAGGAGAGAAACCAUACAAGUGUGAAGUGUGUGGCAAGGCCUUCCGUAUUUCAUCAUUACUGUCUAAACACAAUAAAAUUCAUAUAGGAGAGAAACGCUACAAGUGUGAAGUAUGUGACAAGGCCUUCCAUUAUCCAUCAGUACUUUCUAACCACAAGAGAAUUCAUACAGGAGAGAAACCAUACAAGUGUCAAGUAUGUGGAACGACCUUCCAUUAUCCAUCAGUCCUUUAUAAACAUAUGAAAAUUCAUACGGGAGAGAAACCCUACAAAUGUGAAAUAUGUGGCAAGGCUUUUCGUACUUCAUCAUUUCUUUCAGGACACAAGAGAAUUCAUACAGGAGAGAAACCGUACAAGUGUGAGGUAUGUGACAAAGCCUUCCGUUUACCGUCAUUACGUUCAGAACACAUCAGAAUUCAUACAGGAGAGAAACCCUACAAGUGUGAGGUAUGUGGCAAGGCCUUCCGUAUUUCAUCAUUACUUUCUAAACACAAUAGAAUUCAUACAGGAGAGAAACCCUACCAGUGUGAAGUUUGUGGCAAGGCCUUCCGUAUUUCAUCAUUACUUUCUAACCACAAGAGUCUUCAUACAGGAGAGAAACCCUACAAGUGUGAAGUAUGUGGCAAGGCCUUCCAUUAUCCAUCAUUAGUUUCUAAACACAAGAGAAUUCAUACAGGAGAGAAACCCUACAAAUGUGAAGUAUGUAAUAAGGCCUUUCAUUGUCCAUCACUGCUUUCUAAACACAAGAGAAUACAUAUAGGUGGAAAACCCUACAAAUGUGAACUUUGUGGCAAGGUGUACAAAAGUCCUUCAGAACUUUCUAUACACAAGCGACAUCAUACAGGAGAAAAUCCCUACAAAUGUGAAGUUUGUGGCAAAGUAUACAAUCGUCCAUCAAAACUUUCUAUACACAAGAGACUUCAUACAGGAGAGAAACCCUAUAAAUGUGAAGUAUGUGGCAGAGCCUUCCAUUUACCAUCAUUACUUUCAGAACACAACAGAAUUCAUACAGGCGAGAAACCAUUCAAGUGUGAAGUGUGUGGCAAGGCCUUCCGUAUUUCAUCAUUUCUUUCUAAACACAGUAGAAUUCAUACAGGAGAGAAACCCUACCAGUGUGAAGUUUGUGGCAAGGCCUUCCAUAUUUCCUCAUUACUUUCUAAUCACAAGAGUCUUCAUACAGGAGAGAAACCCUACAAGUGUGAAGUAUGUGACAAGGCCUUCCAUCGUCCAUCCUUAGUUUCCAAACACAUGAGACUUCAUACAGCAGAAAAUCCCUACAAAUGUGAAGUUUGUGGUAAGGCAUACAAUCGUCCUUCAAAACUUUCUAUACACAAGAGACUUCAUACGGGAGAGAAACCCUACAAAUGUCAAGUUUGCGACAAGGCCUUUCAUUGUCCAUCAUUACUUUCUAAACACAAAAGAAUGCAUACAGGAGGAAAACAUGUACAGAAGUAAAGUAUCAUCCAAGCCUUCCAUUUUCCAUCAGUACUUUCUAAACACAAGGAAAUUUAUACAGAAGAGAAAUACUACAAGUGUGAAGUAUGUGGCAAGUGUUUAGACCUUCCUAGAUUCUUUUUACACAUUUGAUAGCUCAUGCUGGAGAGAAGCCCUACAAAUGGGAGUAAUGUAGAAAAGCCUUCUCUCCAGUCAAUCCUAUGUCAGCAUAAAUUAACUUACUGUUGGCAUAAUCACUGCACUGUGAACAGUUUACACUUGUUUAUUUAAAUGCUGAUUUCUUUACCCCACUAUCUCGUGUCAAGCCAAAUAUGGCAUUGUAAUGUUUGUUCUAAGUUUCCCUUGUCUCAAGUUUGUGUAAACAUGCCUACCUUUUCUUCUCUGUUUUGCUAAUAAAAUGCCAAUCAGCCAAUGUUGAGCAAUACAGGGAAUCAGGUGAGACAUCUGUUUCCGUGGAAGGGUGGAGAAAGAGAAAGGAGGUAGGAAAAUAAGCCACAGGAGAGGACCAAGCUCCAUCAGGAGGAUUUAACCAGAACUAAAAAAUGAUUUAAAAAGUAACUGUAAUGGGAAAUUUGGCUCUGUGGAAGCUAGACUAGAUUGAAUAUUUAGGACAGAGUAAUUAUUGCUCAGUAUUGAGCUCUGGGCUAAUUAAAUAAAUCAGAGUAUCCGUAUGUCAUUACUUGGGUAAAUUAGCUGGCUAAAGAUAAACUGCCGCUGCACUAAAUCUAUGAUUUGUAUCAUAUUACUAAUCCCUCUACAUACGGAAUCCAACAUGGGACAUGUUAUUCAUACCCUAAAAAUUCAUUAUUAGACAUUAGAAACAUUCCAGAAGAAAAGUGCAAACUAGCACGCUCUGAGACCUAAGGUACUUUAGUGAGGGGAGGAGGAAAAAGUGCAACUGCUUCAGCCGAGGCUUAAUCCAACUCUGGGGUUUGAAAGGACGGCCACCCUCCAGAGCUUCAUUACUUAGAGAAAUUAGGCAGCUCUGAGAGCACAAGCAAGGAAAGCAGGGCACAGCCACAGAACCAGGCAGAUUACUCCUGCCUGGAAAGCAAGCAGGCCUGCAUGCCUCAGAGGGAGGUCUUAGUGCUGGUCAGAGGAGUCUCCUACUGUGACACAGCUGUGGUUACUUAGCAACUGCAACCCAAAGGUCAGUUGCUCUCAGUUAACAAAACAUACCUCCCAUGGUACAAUUAGUGGAUUCAACCAUAGGCAGAGGUCCAGAAGACAACAGGAGAGAGCAGCUGAGCAAGGAAUGCCAUAAAGUGCAAGUAUCCCUGGGAUUUAUGCCUGGAGAAACCAGAUUAGUUUAGAGGAUUAAAAAGAGAUUAAAACUGCUCAGGAUUAUGCUGUAAAUCUUGAUAGACAAAUAAUAUAUAUGAGUCAUGUGAUAGCUGGGUUAAGAGAGA
Messenger RNA from Psammomys obesus (fat sand rat), 3572 nucleotides. Its product is annotated as zinc finger protein 728-like. Gene Ontology annotation, molecular function: DNA-binding transcription factor activity, RNA polymerase II-specific; RNA polymerase II cis-regulatory region sequence-specific DNA binding. NCBI's taxonomy places the organism in Eukaryota, Metazoa, Chordata, Mammalia, Rodentia, Muridae. The transcript is spliced from 4 exons. The record is from RefSeq and is a predicted model, not a curated record. Gene Ontology annotation, biological process: regulation of transcription by RNA polymerase II. The coding region runs from base 73 to 2163 and encodes 696 amino acids.